AUGGCACCGGUCCAGACAUUCAGCUCUAGCCCCAUCGUCGCGGCCAAGGCUCCCACGGCGACGUCGCAUUCGCCCACCGCGAGCAAGACUGCGCCAGCCACGGCUACCGCGGCCCCGUCCUCCUCCGCCUCCUCCUACUCGCCAAGCCACGGACAAAUUCCGCCGGCGCAACCUGGAGCCAGGCCCUCGAUCCCCGCGGCGACCUCAUCCGCCUCGUUAUCCCCUCGGGGCGCGACCGGACAUGCCGCGGCCAUGCUUCCCACGCCCACCCAGCCGCUUCCCAGCGACAACUACAGCCCUCCCGCGCCACAACCCGGCGCUGCGCCCAUGCCCCCAGGCGCUGCUGCUGCUUCGACAUCGAGCACGCUGCCUCCGCCUCCCAAGAGUGGCGAGACGCUCGGUCGCGAGCACACUGGCGCUGCCGCCCAGCUUCCCAGGGCGCUGCCCGCACAGCUGUCCUACCCCCCGCCCACGGCGUCGCACACAUCUCUCCGAGGCACCUCUGCCACGAUACCGUCGCCGUAUGAAGUGGGCGGCGGCGGCGGCCCCAUGCAGCUCCCCGGCAUCGCUGGCGCUGGCGGCGGCGGCAUCAACCUUGCGACGGACCUGUCGCACCCGCCGGGCUACCAGCAAGACGCGCAGGCGGCCGAGUUCUCCAGCGGCCAGCGUGCGGCGCACGAGGCGUACGUGGCGCAGCAUAGUAACAGGCUCACGAGCGGCCUGGGGAUGGGGCUGGGAGCGGGGGAGGGAGGAGGAGGAGGAGGAGGAGGAGCGGGCGACGCAGAGGGCAGCACCAUUUGGAACACGGCCAAGAAGUGGGCUUCAGCCGCCGGGGACACCCUGGCAGCGGCGGAAGGUGAGGUCUGGAAAGCCGUGAACAAGGAUCACAAGUAG
Messenger RNA from Beauveria bassiana ARSEF 2860, 894 nucleotides. RefSeq lists its product as uncharacterized. The transcript has a single exon. Lineage: Eukaryota; Fungi; Ascomycota; Sordariomycetes; Hypocreales; Cordycipitaceae. The record is from RefSeq and is a predicted model, not a curated record. Bases 1 to 894 code for a protein of 297 amino acids.